Messenger RNA from Eremothecium cymbalariae DBVPG#7215, 2400 nucleotides. RefSeq names its product dynamin-like GTPase SEY1 (gene SEY1). Gene Ontology annotation, molecular function: GTPase activity; GTP binding. Gene Ontology annotation, biological process: endoplasmic reticulum membrane fusion. The record is from RefSeq and is a predicted model, not a curated record. The coding region runs from base 1 to 2400 and encodes 799 amino acids. NCBI's taxonomy places the organism in Eukaryota, Fungi, Ascomycota, Saccharomycetes, Saccharomycetales, Saccharomycetaceae. The transcript has a single exon. Gene Ontology annotation, cellular component: endoplasmic reticulum.
AUGAAUGACUGUCGAGCAAUUCAGUUGAUCAACGAGGACAAGAAGUUUAAUCAGUCGACUUUGGAAUAUUUCAAACAGUGGAUUGGGGAUCGAGAUGUUGGUCUGGACUAUCAUGUUGUAUCAGUGUUUGGAUCACAGUCUAGUGGGAAAUCUACGCUUUUGAAUGCUUUAUUUAAGACUGAGUUUGAUACUAUGAAUGCGCAAUUCAAAAGACAGCAAACUACCAAGGGGAUUUGGAUUGCUCAUAGUAAAGAAAUUGCUUGUACGAAAGAAGUUGGGGAUGGUGUGAAAGGGUUAGAUUUGUUUGUUUUAGAUGUUGAAGGAUCGGACGGUGCUGAGAGGGGGGAAGACAAGGACUUUGAGCGUAAAGCAGCAUUGUUUGCACUAGCGACUUCAGAGGUUUUGAUUGUGAACAUGUGGGAACAGCAAGUUGGGUUGUACCAAGGUAAUAAUAUGGGCCUUUUGAAGACGGUUUUUGAAGUUAAUUUGUCCUUAUUUGGUCACAAGCGGGACAAGCAGAAGAUCUUGUUGUUGUUUGUGAUCCGGGAUUUUACUGGAUUUACACCGUUAUCCAGUUUACUUGAGACCUUGACUGCCGAGUUGGAAUCUAUGUGGAUGGAUUUAAAUAAGCCGGCAGAAGCUGAAAAUAGUACUUUGUAUGAUUUUUUUGAUCUUGAUUUCACUGGAUUGAGUCAUAAGUUGUUUAAACCCGAAGAAUUUGCUGGUGAUGUUGCAAAGUUGGGGAAUAGGUUUGUGGAUCGAACUUCUGAGAAUUUCUACUUGCAAGCCAAGUAUCACCAGGGUCUUCCCUUAGAUGGAUGGACAUUUUAUGCUGAUAGUUGUUGGGAGCAGAUUGAAAGUAACAAAGAUUUGGAUCUACCUACUCAACAGACAUUAGUUGCUAAAUUCAAAACAGAGGAGAUCUCGAAUGUCGCAUUUAACAAUUUCUUGUCUAACUACUCAACAUUGGAGACUGGAUUAUCUGGAACAGAGUUAGCGAAUCAGUUGAAAGACUUGAAGGAUAAAUGCCUUGCAGAAUACGAUAAUUACGGCUGCAGGUAUAUGAAAAAUAUCUACUUGGAAAAAAGGGACGAGUUAUUAGAAAAAUUACAAACCAAGUUCAAUGAAGCUAUUUCUAAACAUAUUGAUAGUUUACUUGAGUCAAUAGUUAAGAACUUCAAAUCUCUAACGGUUGAAAACGCAUCGAAGGUUCCCUUUACUAAGAGAUUACAUGGCGCUCGUGAAGUAGCAUUGAGAACUUUUGAAACGGACACCCAGGAGUUUGUCUCCCUGAAAUUAAAGCCAUCUCUAGACGAUGAACUUGCCGUGUUAACUGUGAAGAUAAAUGAAUUAGCAGAGCAAGAAUGUGCCAAAGAGAUUAAAUCCAUUAUUACACGCGCUAAAAAGUAUCUCUACAAAAAUGUCAGAGAUACUGUGAUAACUUUAUUGUCUCACCCAAAGAAUAACGUUUGGGAACUGGUUAUGGUGACUUUUGAAAAAGCUUUUACUGAAUCCAUAAGUAAAUACAAGGCCGUGGCUGAAAAAGACGGUGACGAAGACGGUAUAUUAUACGAUUUCCAAGUUGAUGCCUCUUUGGAGGGGGACCAAGAGAUAUAUCAGACUAUUAGGUCCAAUUCUUGGACCAUUUUAUAUGAAGUUGUACACCAGUAUUUGAAGCUGGAUAAUGUCGUGUCAAUAAUCAGGGACAUAUUUGAUAACCAUUUCCGUUAUGAUGAACACGAUGUUCCUAGGUUAUGGAAAGAUGAACUUGAAGUGGAUGAAGCUUUUAAAAUAGCCAGAAUGAAGGCAGUGGAAAUGUUGGACAUAUUGUCAACCGCAUCCAUAGCCGGUGUAGAAAUCGUGCCGGACGCUGAAUUAGUCCGUGAGGAACAGGAUGACGAUGACGGUGGAGUUGAUAAAGCUGGUGCUGACGCCUCAAAUGAUAUUCAUACAAAGCGUUUCUCCAAUAUAUUGAACAUUACAGAGAAAGAAAAAGUCCUUCAGCAGUUCAGAAGACAAGCAAACUUUGCUGUUGUAGAAGCUAAGAGGUCAACUAUUAGAACUACAACACAUAUUCCAAUUUGGAUGUAUGGUCUCCUAGUGGUUUUAGGCUGGAACGAAUUUAUGAUGAUUCUUCGCAACCCACUACUGAUUUCUUUUCUACUAAUAGCCGCUGCCGCCUUUUACUUCAUUCACAAGUUGCAUUUGUGGGGUCCGCUCGCUACCUUUGCGACGUCUGCAACAGAAGAAACAAAAUUAACCAUAAAAUCGAAAUUAAGGUCCAUGCUUAUGGACGGUAACAACAACAGCAAUACAAUUCCUAUGCAACCAAUAGAGUCCUUUGAAUUGCAAGACUUUUCUAAUAAAGAGACUACUGAAAAAAUUGAACAAGAGGAAUAG